Molecule: messenger RNA, 4566 nt
Organism: Hemicordylus capensis (graceful crag lizard)
Lineage: Eukaryota; Metazoa; Chordata; Lepidosauria; Squamata; Cordylidae
Gene: HACD1
Product: 3-hydroxyacyl-CoA dehydratase 1
Exons: 7
Coding region: 445-1179 (244 amino acids)
Biological process (GO): very long-chain fatty acid biosynthetic process; fatty acid elongation; sphingolipid biosynthetic process
Cellular component (GO): endoplasmic reticulum membrane
Molecular function (GO): 3-hydroxyacyl-CoA dehydratase activity
Source: RefSeq, a predicted model, not a curated record
GUGGCCUUCGCGCUGCCUGAUGACGAGUCGCGGUCUUGUAUUCUUCGCAGUGGGCUCCCGCGGGUGGGACUAAAAGGCACUUCUUGUCCCCGUUUCUCACCCACGGCGCUGCCUUCCUGUGCCCGAGCGAGUUUUGUUUGCCGCCUCCGGUUUUUUUUUGGGGGGGGGUUAACUGAAGAAAUGAGGCCCCCUUCAGGCGCUUUUCAGGCAGCUUCAGCGUCCCAUCUAAAUGAGGUUGGCUGAUCUGGUUGUUUGCGAGGAAUUCCCAUUGGGAUAAAGACGACAACUCGGUGGCUCCUCUAAAAAGCCGGGGUGCUGGUUAGUUGCUCAGGCCUGCUAAGCCGCUCUUCGUUCCUGCUCCACCGCAGCUAAAUGGGACCUCCACAUGCAGAGACAGCAUUCCUCUGAAUUCAAGAGGAUGGGGACAAAGAUCAGGUGGAUGCGAUGGCCCUCAUGCCUCCCCCUGCCCCGCUUUUGGCUGCCCCACCACCACCACUGCUGGGAGUAGAGUGCUGGACUAGAUGGAGACAGGGGACUACUGAAAAUUCCCAACUGAGUACAAAGCAAAAGUGGCUGGUAUUGGCCAUUGCCAUGGCACGGUUUUACAUGGACAAAGGAACACACAAAGGCUUAUACAAAAGCAUUCAAAAGACACUUAAAUUUUUCCAGACUUUUGCUUUGCUUGAGAUAGUCCACUGUGCAGUUGGAGUAGUGCACACCUCUGUGCUUGUGACUGGGGUCCAAGUGAGUUCCAGAAUCUUCAUGGUGUGGUUUAUUACACACAGUAUAAAGCAGAUCCAGAAUGAGGACAGCGUUGUACUUUUUCUGGUCGUAUGGACUGUGACAGAGAUUACUCGAUAUUCCUUCUACACAUUCAAUAUGCUCAACCACUUGCCAUACUUCAUAAAAUGGGCCAGGUACAAUUUCUUCAUUAUUUUAUACCCUGUGGGAGUUGUUGGUGAGCUUCUAACUAUUUAUGCUGCCUUACCCUAUGCAAAGAGAUCAGGCAUGUUUUCAGUGAGACUUCCCAACAAGUAUAACGUCUCCUUUGACUAUUACUAUUUCCUUAUCAUCGUCAUGGCCUCCUACAUACCAUUGUUUCCACAGUUGUACUUUCACAUGCUGCGUCAAAGAAGAAGAGUGCUCCAUGGAGAAGUGAUUGUAGAAAAGGACGAUUAAAACAACCCUGUAAUCAUGGUGCUUUGUAACAAACCAAAACCAUAAUGUGUUGCACGAGUCCAAGUUUGAAAUCAUGGAACAAGAAUAACCAGUGCACGAAAUCACUCUAGAUCAUAUUAUUUUGUAACACGAGUAUUUUCAGACUCACAUUUCAUCUUUGCGUAAUCUUUGUGUGUGUUUCUUCUCUGUUGGCUUGUAGACAAAUGCUUUUGUUUCCCAUGUUUUUAUAUAUAUACACAGGGGGCCCUCAUUAUCCGUGGUUUUAGCAACCAUGGUUUCACAUACCUGCAGAUGGGUCAGAGACCCAGUUUCAUUAUCCAUGGUAUUAAAAAUAGGCGGUUUUCACCAUUGUUUCUGGGCCACAGGAAGUGACGUCUGGUGUUAUUUCCUGUCCAGAGGCAGCACGGAACCAUUUUGUGGUUCAUGUUUACAAAAAAAAAAAAAAGCAGCCUGUGAAAAUCAGCAAAAAAUUGCCCAAUUUGGAGGUUUGUGGGAGGAGAUCUGGAAAGUAAGGUACUGUACUGUACUACUUUUAUUUCUGCUUCCCUCCCGCAUUUUUUGUGCAUAGCAUAGUCUUUAUUUUGGACCAGUAGAACAGCAAAAUAGACAAAAACGGUUCAAACAAUCUACUCCUACAAAAUAAUAAAAAGUCUCCAUAAAAUUACUUAGUAUAAUAAGUAGAAGAAGCUAGAAGUUAAAACUAUGAACAUAAAACUAUAUAUGAAAGUUAGUCAUGUUUUUGUUUUGGGGUGUGGGUUUUUUUGGCCAAAAAAUAAACAUAUGUGCAGGUACCUAACCCCCAGGUUCCCAUCAAGUUAAGGUUUCAUUAUUCACGGUUUCCAUAUUUGUGAUUGUAGGCAAGAACGGAACCCGCAAGAAUAAUGAGGGCCAUGUGUGUAUGUGUGUGAAAAACUUGAAAUCUAUUGUGAUCGCCCAGGCUGUUUUAAGAUAAUUUUGGUCACAAAUACUGGGUUGGGGGAGUGGAAAUAUUUUGAAAGUAUCUUUUAUAAAUUUACAGUAGCUAAUGAUCUUUGCCCUAGCAGACCUGGCUAAAUUGUAGCUGGGGGUCCUUUGAGACUCAUCCUUGUAUGAAAGCACUUCUGCGCAUGCUUGUGGGUAGCUGGGUAUCUUUUUCUUCCCGCAGCAACUCCUUGUGCCUCAUGAAGUACUGCUCCAGAUGAACUUGAGUUUUGUGGGGGAGGUUUUCUUCAGGGGGCAUAUGGGGAUGCCACUGUAAUGUGGGCUGUAAAACCCCACAGUGUGCAGCAUUUUAGAUCCUGGCCUGUAACUGUCUUUAAAUGUUGGGGCUAUAGUAUUUUUUGUGUGUCAAUAUUUUGUAAUGAAAGUGCAGUUGUUGGAUCUUUAUCAGUCUUUAAAUUUUAUAAAUUCUCAUUUUAAUUUGGAUCUUUUCACAGAUUGUAUAGAAUUUCAAAGUUUUUUAAUCUCCUAGAGACUGUGUUAUUCAUUGUAAAUAUAGAAGACAGAACUGGGCUCCGUCUUAAGUGCAGUCACAAUUUUAAAAAGCUGUUGGUUACCCAUUUAAAAGAAGUUGCUAGCAAAUACCUGCAGUAUCUUCCACACACAUAUUAUUGGAUCCUAGCAUAACAUUUUAAAAGUCAAGAACUGUCCAGAUAAUUAUCAGAUAAUCUUUUUUGUUUGUGUUUUUAAAGGAGUAUAUGUAGCUUUGCAUAUGAAUAAACAAAAAGUGUACAGAAACAUUAUAGACUUCUGCAAUCCACGAUAAAUGAAAUUUUAGUUUAUUUUAUUAAGGAAGGACUGUUCAGCAGUUUAUUCUUAUUUAUUUCUAACCUGCCAGUUUGCUUUACAAAAAAUUGUAGGGCAGGAUCCAAAUAAUUGCACAAUCAGUUCUGUACACCCAAAGGGCCUUUGAACUGCCCUCCUCCCAGUAAACUGGCCUUUAUGCUACAUAGCAAGCUACUUUUGAAAUUAAGCAUCUGCUAUUCAGAGGAGAGUGGGGAGUAAAAUACAUACACAUAACACAUGCUACACUAAAUAUGUGAAACACAACUAUUUGUGUCCCAACCAUUGUGCCUUAAAAUACAACCAUAUAAAACCAUGAUCAAUAAAACACAUGCAAAAAGAAUGCAAGGAGAGAUAAAGACUUGGUUGAUCAGGGACUGGGUGUGGAGUGUCAGUGAUUUCCCACCCGGCUGCAAUAUGUCCUCCUCUCCGUUGGCUCCAGAUGGUCUGGGGACUCUCUCUAAUAGCUUUGGGACGCUUCAGAUGGGGAUGUGCAGAACUGAAGAUUCCCUCCCUGCAUGAGCAGAAGCAGAGGCAUAGCUGUAAUAUCAGAGGGACAGAUGUCUUUGAGGGAGGGGGGCCUCCAGCUUUGCUCUCCCCCUCCUGCCUCUCUGAAGGAGCAGGAGUCCAUCUUCACAUUUUGUCCCAGGGCUCACGCCUACCUUGCUAUGCCCCUGAACAGAAACACCUUUGUUUGUACAGCAGGAUCUUUAGAUACACACCAUGAUGUGGGGAUUAGAACUGGCUGCAAAAUCUUUCUUCAAAUAUAUUUGAUCUUAUGUCAAAUCCUUCCAAACUUGUGUGUUGACAGGGUUUUAGCUGAAAAAUGCAUUGAAGACACACUUUUUACUGUAAGUGUUUUUUCUGGCAAUUAUAACAACUUUAUUUUAGUGGUAUUUUUUGUACAAUAAAAUGAUCAAAGGUGCUCUAACCAUUUUUUUCCAUGUUGCAUAAAGUUGUAGUAUGUAAUAGGGUAACAUACAAAGUUGCUCAAUCAUGUUUAAAUUAAAGGGGUUUAAGUUUAGGUUUAAGAGCCAGCAUGGUGUAGUGGUUAGAGUGUUGGACUAGGACUGGGAAGACCCGAGUUCAAGUCCCCAUUCAACCAUAAAGCUCACUGGGUGACUCUGGGUCAGUCACUUAUCUCUCAGCCUAACCUACCUCACAGGGCUGUUGUGAGGAUAAACAUAACCAUGUAUAUCGCUCUGGGCUCCUUGGAGGAAGAGUGGGAUAUAAAUGUUUUUUUAAAAAGUUGCAUCAAUAUAUAUAUUGCAAUAUAUAUUGUUUAAUCCUGACUAUUUAAAAAAAAUUUAAAUGUUUCUUACAACAUAUCCAGGCAGCUCUUUGAUACAUGUGUCUAAAUUAGUGCAGAGAAGAAUGAUAUGGAAAGAUCACUAUUUAUUCAAUAGUUAAUAUAGUUACCUCUUUUCCAAGCAUUUUAACUUAUUAAUGCAUAUCAUGUGGCUCAUCCUGUAAUUCUGCUGAUCUAAUUUGAAACUGCUGUAGCUGUUCUUUGAAUACAAUUAUGUGGCUCUCAUGUAUGCUGUCAUUUAACUUGAGGAUGUUGUAGGCAUUUUUUUUUACCAUUUUGUACAAUAAUCCAAUAUUAAACAAUACCACUUCUUGCAA